CGUGCAGUUCACGCGCUUCGAGGGAAUUUUGAAAAUGGCGGACGGAAUUCGAUUCUUCGAGUUGAAAACCGGAGCUAAGAUCCCCUCGAUGGGAUUCGGCACGUGGCAGGCUGACCCUGGCAUCGUCGGCGAAAUCGUCACCACCGCUAUCAAGGUCGGAUAUCGGCAUAUUGACAGUGCUAAACUUUAUGGCCAUGAAAAGGAGAUUGGGUCCGCUUUGAAGAAACUGUUUACUGAUGGUGUAGUGAAGCGUGAGGACUUAUGGAUCACCUCCAAACUCUGGUGUACUGAUUACGAGCCAGAAGAUGUAGCAAAGGCAUUAGACAAAACUUUGCAGGACUUGCAACUUGACUAUUUGGAUCUGUAUCUAAUCCACUGGCCCGUUAGCAUGAAGAAGGGAUCAGUUGGGUUUAAGCCUGAAAAUUUUACCCAACCUGACAUACCAAGUACAUGGAAAGCAAUGGAGGCAUUCUAUGAUUCUGGAAAGGCUCGAGCUAUUGGAGUAAGCAAUUUCUCUUCAAAGAAGCUUGGGGAUCUGUUGGAGAUAGCACGUGUGCCUCCUGCUGUUAACCAAGUGGAGUGCCACCCUUCUUGGCAGCAGACGAAACUACACGCAUUUUGUAAAUCUAAAGGGGUCCACCUAUCUGGGCAUUCACCAUUUGGUUCUCCGGGUACAUGGGAAAUCAAGUGCGAGGUCCUUAAGAAUCCAAUUAUCAAUAUGGUUGCAGAGCAAUUGGGGAAGACUCCUGCACAAGUGGCUCUUCGUUGGGGGCUGCAAAUGGGUCACAGUGUCCUGCCUAAGAGUACAAAUGAGGCAAGAAUCAAGGAAAAUUUUCAUAUUUUUGACUGGUCUAUACCUGAAGAUUUGUUUGCCAAGUUCUCUGAAAUUGAGCAGGAGAGGCUAAUUAAGGGUACUGGAUAUUUUGUUCAUGAGACCCUUGGUGCCUACAAAACCUUAGAAGAACUCUGGGAUGACGAUCUAUGAGCCGACAUCGAAUUUAUGAAACAUUG
Corylus avellana is the source of this 1011-nucleotide messenger RNA. Its product is annotated as NADPH-dependent aldo-keto reductase, chloroplastic-like. NCBI's taxonomy places the organism in Eukaryota, Viridiplantae, Streptophyta, Magnoliopsida, Fagales, Betulaceae. Gene Ontology annotation, molecular function: oxidoreductase activity. The record is from RefSeq and is a predicted model, not a curated record.